Messenger RNA from Lytechinus pictus (painted urchin), 8117 nucleotides. Its product is annotated as neurabin-1-like. The record is from RefSeq and is a predicted model, not a curated record. Gene Ontology annotation, biological process: neuron projection development; actin filament organization; calcium-mediated signaling. The transcript is spliced from 15 exons. NCBI's taxonomy places the organism in Eukaryota, Metazoa, Echinodermata, Echinoidea, Temnopleuroida, Toxopneustidae. Gene Ontology annotation, molecular function: actin filament binding. Gene Ontology annotation, cellular component: actin cytoskeleton; postsynaptic density; cytoplasm. The coding region runs from base 1328 to 3670 and encodes 780 amino acids.
AUAUCAUAAGAGGCAAUUGGUUUCAUCUCUAUCAAAUGUCCUUUUCCUCUGGAGUACGGUUUGUCGCACACCCUGGAAUCAGAAAGAGACUAAACUGGCUCUUCAAGUUUGGCGGACGUCCCCAAAACAUGGAGCAAGAAAAACAGUUCAUUACCUAAUUAUCUCCUAUUACUUGUCAACUCGGUUCUUCCUGCUCUGAUGGGAGUUCAUGUACAGGGGCGAUCUUAAUAAGUACUUGGAAGAGAAAUUAACGGAUUAUUUUGUUGUCCAGUUCCCUCCACCCCUUGUAGACAUGAGUCAGUGAUUCAUAACUUGGGUUUAGUCACUCUUGACGAAACCGCCUCUCUUUUCAGCUAGGAGUCCAUUUUAAGAGUGCCAUCUGUAAAGCGGGACAGUCUAAUGUCGUCGAUAGUGACUAGGCCUAAUGGUGACCUUUAGCGCUUGAUCCUGCAAGGCUUAGUUUGGAUGUCGCCUAAUAGGACAGUUUUCAUUUCUUCUGGACGGGCUGGGAUUUGGAAACGACUGUGAUGCAGGCAGAAUAUAGCUUGUGGACAUUGCAAUUUUGUCAGCCUACAUUGCCUUUUGUCUCUCGACGUAGCGGUAGGCAUGUAUCGAAUGAGCACUGUAAUUCUUUGAAAGUGGCCGCAGGAUAUGGUUAACUGUUUGCUAUUACCCGUUCUUUCAGACGCAGGAUCAGACGAUUAUCAAGGGUAUUUGCGUUGCCCUCAUUCAAAGUGCUGUUAGCUGUAUUUCAAAUCUUUUUAUUAGCAUUAAUAUCAAAUGGCUGAUGAAUGUUUUAUCACAUCUUAAAGCAGGAAGUUACACUCUAUACUUAAGUGAAGUAGAUGUAUCAGGUAUCACCUCGUAAGAAGAAAAUAUUUUACCGGCCGCUGCGUCCAUUGGACAUGGACUAACCGAAUGUUUACUUUGGAUGGCUCUGUUAUUUCCUCAAUUAAACAGUCUAAGAAUCAACAAGUAGGUUUAACUUUCCCAUGACAAGCAGGGUUUAGAUGGUAAACACUGUAGCUUAGCGAAAGAUAGCGAUUGUCUUUGAUGCAUUUCCAAACGUCAGAGAAUAGCAUUGGCUCACCAAGCUCUUCUUUCAACUUCAGACAAUCCCUGUUGGUAUAGAGAUCAUGUGGCAAGCUUCUGGUGAAUACCGGGAAUUCAUUUAACAAGACCGUCAACGUGAGAAUUAAGACUCUAUCACAAGACACGUGAUCUCCAUCAGCAUCUUGCGGGACUUCUUUGCUUGUGAUUUGUUUUUUGGGGCGGUUCAGCGGGGGGGAUUAUAACGGUAUCGGUUCAAGGAAGCUGAAACCUAAGAAUGGCGGAAGUCAUCUACAGGUCCACUGUUACCAGUAAACGGUUUCUGAUUGGUCGAGAGAAGGACAGCGAAAACAGCGAGGUGGCAGCUCUCAUCAAUCAAUCUCUCAACCGGGAUCGGAUCAGUGCUCCUCCAUCUCAUCCUGCUCCGCCUCCUCCUCCUGUUAAUAAACAACCAGUGCCUUCACCUGAAGAGGAUACACCAUCGGUAGAGAUGCCUGGGGAAUCCCCCGAUGACAGUCAGCUGAUCCAGGGUACCUUCGACCUUGACGACACCCUGAGCAGUGGCGGUGGAAGCUCGGUGGUCUCUCCAUCGGAAGCUACGGCUGAAGACUACUCCAACCUCAGGAUCAAACUCAAGGAGACUCAGUACAAACUUGCCAUGGCUGAGGCUGAAAUACCAAAUCUUAAGAUCCAGGCUCUGCAGGCACAGGGCUGGGAGGCGGAGGAGAAGCGUUUGAAGAACCACAUAGAAGCUCAGGAUCGACGGAUGGCCGUCCUGGAGUCCGGGCUGGAGAAGAUACAGACGGAGAUUGACAGCAUGAAGAACGCCCUCAACGAUUCGAGAGAACAGCAUGCCGGUCUGGAGAAGAAAUAUCACAAAGCCAAGAAACUCAUCAAGGACCUUCAAGCGAGGGAAGAGGAAUUAGAGGAAAAAGAACGUCUUCAGAAGCAGAUUGAGAUGGAUAAGGACGAGAGGCAUGCAAAGGAGGUGGAACACCUACAAGCAAGGAUACAACAGUUGGAAUUGUCCGUCAGUGGUCAAAACAAAUUAACCAAUGGUUGGACAGCAUCAGCAUCACGUGGGGAAAUAGUUGGGGAUUCCCCAUCCAGUUCACCGGACAAUGGUGAUGAAGAUGUAGUACUUCUAAGGCAGGCGCAGGUCCCAUCUUUCGAAGCUAUUCUGGAAGCCCAGGGGAAAGAAUUGGUAGUAGACGAAACAUCCGAAGCACCCCUGCGGUCAGCACCACCAUCUCAUAUAGAGGACCAAGAAGAAGAAGAAGAUGACCAAUCAGUGAAUGAUUCGGACAGCGAUCUAUCAGGGACGGAGGGAACGUACCAUAUCUCAGGGUUACCAGAUGAGGAUGAAGAAGAGGAGGAGGAGGAGGAGAAGGAGCAGCAAGAAGUAGGCAGUGACUUGGUGAAUGAUGUGUUUAGUGCCUUGAUGCCGGAGACAUCGCGUCUGGAUACGAGCGUAGAGAGAUCAAAGAUUGCCUUGGUUACCGGCCCUGACAGCAAAAUGGGAAGGAGAAGUAGACCUUCACUUUCUCAUCUAAGAGAGAGGGCACAAUCUAGUACUGAGCUCAUGGAUGAAUUAGUACCCACCAAAGAGGGCAGCAGUCCACCAAUCGUAGCCAAGAAACCUCAACCAAUGGAGCGCACUCAGAUGGUACGCGUCUUACCCACGAUGCCCCCCGGUACUACCAAACCCAGCGAGGUAUUACGCAACCAACCAGCCUCUCCUAAACUCGGCAGGUUCAGGGAAGAAGGUCAGAGCUCGCCUCCAAGGUCACCAAAGCUGGGGCGCCCUCUCGUGACGGAAAAAGAACCCGAUACGAGUACGGAUCAUAUAGCCACGGGGUACCAAAGCCCACCAUCUCCGGUUCCGGCUCCCGUCGUCACGGCAACGACGUCAUCGUCAGGCCUUCCACCGGCAAUGCCUAUUCUAAGGUUACAGCAACCAAACACGAGUGCCCAUAUAGAAUCCUCCCCUUCAUCUUCUUCACCGGAAGGAGUAGGGGUAAGCCUAGUCUCAUCUCACCCCCACCACCGGCAUAAACACCAGGAGAGGGCGGUAGACGUACCCUUCGAUCAUCAGCUAAGUCCGGAAUUAUCUAGUCAAGGUAGUCGUAGCUCGGAUGAACCUCCUAUGUUUCCUCAAGAAGAAAAGAGGCAUAUGUUCUCAGCAUCAUCAACGGAUUACCUUGCUUCCAUGCCAGCGAGUGAGCUUGGUGGAGGGAAGAAAAAGAAGAAGGGCAAAUACAGUAUAUCAGGUCCUGCACAAGAUGAACCUGUUCAGAAGCCGCAUCAUAUAGACGAACGUCCAGUGUGGGACUGGAAUACUACCCACGUCUCGCAAUGGCUGAUGGCCAACAACCUUGCACAGUACAUCAACGAUUUCUCUGCUAACUCUAUCAAUGGACAGGCUCUGCUACAGCUGGAUGGGGCCAAGUUAAAGACGUUAGGUGUGAGUAAUUCCAAUGAUAAGAACACAUUCAAGAAGAAGGUCAAAGAACUCAAGGCUUGCGUGGAGAAGGAGAAGAAGGCUCACCAAAAGGAACAAAAAGCAAGAGAAAAAUUACAAAAGAAAGCAGCCAAGAAAAUGUUUGCUACAAGCCCAUAGAUUUAUUCUUAUAGUGCACAUCCCAUAGUAUUUAUUGCAGAUUACUAUCAAUGUUUAUAUAUAUUAUACCACAUUAAAUUUGGGUUGCGUUGCAUGAAACAUACUAUUGAUGGGAAUGCUGACAUCAAUGUUAACUACCAUGGAUAGGUUGAUUUUGAUUGGCUGUUGAGCCUUGUUUCCAUGGUAUUUACCAUUGACAUUCAGAGUUACCGUUGAUAGUGAUUUUAACCGUAGGACAACUCUUUUCUUUCUCCCUUUUUGUAGAAAAAUAUACUGCGUGGGACCUAAAGAUAAAUGUAGUACUAUGAUAUAAACAUACAUUGUAUCUUGUUGUAUUCAGAUUUAUAUAGGGGAAAGCGCGUUCACACAACACUAUUCUAGACCUCAUGUCGAUCAUGGGAUCUUAUUUGAUGCGUGUGAACAUUGCAGGGGUUGUUGGAUGUGAGUUUCAUGCCAGGAACUAACUUUUUUUUCAGAAAUCAGUGGAGAUGUUACAACACUUUGUACAUCAAUACGAGUUUAGUAGCAUGCAUGCAUCCAGUGUUUUGCCUUAGAUUAUUUUGUCACAUAGUACUUUAUACUUUAGGAUUCUCAGAAAUCUUCAGCGGUUAAAGAGACUCUGUUGCUCUGAAGUAGAAUGUGAUCUAAUGAUCUCCAUCUUCCAGAACAAAGUGAUAAGAGACAUAAGGACUUAUGUCACCUUUCAAAGUAUCACACACUUCCCCAUGGAAAUGUUCUAUGAAAAAUUUUAAACUAGUGAGCUGAAAUAUUGAUAUUUUUAAGGAGUUUGAAAUGAUGCUCUUAUGACAGAAGUUGCCAUAAUAUCAAAAGUCAAUGUGGUAGAUUUUACUGAAGAAAUGGAUAUAUUCUUAUGUUUCUUAUCUCUGCGUAAUGUUUGUAUACCCGUUUCUAUGGUGAUGGAAUGAGGGGUCUCCUACGUAAAUAAAAUGAAAGUUUGCUUCCAGAUUUUGUAUAGCAUUAUUAAAGAAAAAAAAAAUUCUAUAAAUGUGUAUUUAAACAGAUUUCUCGGACCCAUGGUUUUUAUAUAUUUUGACAUGUAUCUAAAUGAAAAAUCACAGGAAUAUAUAUACCUCGAAUAAUCUUGUAAACUAAUUUGAUCGUUGUAUUCCUUGUCAGUGAAAAUAAUAGAUAAAAACUAUAUUUUGUAUAAAGCACCCAUUUAUCUAUUCCGUCACCAAAAAGUAAUGCGAUUUCACGAUAUUAUUACUCCAAACUUUAUAAUCUACUGAAUUGUGAAGUUCAAAAUGCAGUGAAGAAAUCAUGCCUUUAUUAUGGGCAAAAAUGGGUAUAAUUGUAGUGAUGUUUUCCUGGAAUUUUUGUGUAAAAUCUCUUUUCUUCUCAUUUACAUUUACACCAUAGUUCUUGUAGCCUACAUAUAGACAUAGUGCCAAUGAUGAAGGUGAUAAUUUCAGUACUUAAAAAAUUAUUUACAGGUAACUAAUAAUCAUGCAUUUAAAAAUCAAUAGAUUAUUUGUAUCCUUUUUCUCUUGUCAAGAAAUGAAAUGAAAAACAAAUACUUUGUAGUGAAUAUGAUUGAGGAACAUUUUAUCCAUGAUUUUAGUGCUCAUUCAAAAAAGCAUUUAACUUAAUUUUUAGAAAAAAUAUUAAAUCUAUGAAUUUUAUUGUUGUAUUUUUCAUUUUGCUCCUUUUACUGCUAUGUCAUAUUAUUGGUAUAUUAAUUGUGAUUGUUUUGCGGAUCACUGUAUGUAUAUUUUUGUUGAUCUUAAGUGGGAUAAGAAUUAACGAUGGGGAAUGAAUUGUAUUUAAAAUCUUGGAUUGAAUCAUUUUGCCUAUCAACAUUCCCAAAAUGAAUUGAUAUUCCUAAUGUAAAUGAAUGCAGGUUGAAUAGUAAUUUAUACAAUUCCAAUAAUACAAAAUCAUUUGCUUAUUCUAUAAUAUGUAAUAAUGAAUGCAAAAGGGCAUAAAAUGCCAAUAGAAUUAGAUGUGUGUUAAUGUUUCACCUAUUCAUGUCUUUCACAUGUUAUGAUUCUAGAUCUUGCAUUUUUUUUAAGAGAAGACUUCUCAUAUAUGCAACCUUGUUAUAUAUACCUGUUGUCAUCUGAAUAAUGAUAUCAUAAUUCCUUGUCUGCCUUUUAUGUUGAAUUGAUUCGACUACUUUGAAACUGAAUUUUCACUAUCAAAUCGAAAUUGAAGAAGAAAAGUUUCUAUCCAUCUCAUAUUAAUCCUUUUUCUGUCUUGUUUCUCUUUGUUCCCUCUUCUUUUCACGCUUAAAUUUUCAUCUUUACCAAAUAUUUUUCACUAGGAGUAAUUUUGAGGCUGAUAAUAAGACAAGUCUAUGCAUACAAAUUUAAUCCGUUUUAACCCGGCAUAUAUAAGACAAUCAAUUUUUUAUAUACUUGAUGGCAAAAUUAUUGAUGCAUUUUUUUUAAUGUAGCUAAUUUUCAGUCUCUGUCAACUUCAGUAAAAUAUACAUCCACUGUCUAAUAGUUUUGGGUAUUAUUUGCCAAACUUUUCGUUGAAAUUUGAACAGUAAUAAGUGUAGAAAGUGACACAUCGUAAACAUUUCUAACUGAUCGUAACUGUAAUACUCCGAAAAUUCUAGUUGUGAGGAUUUUUUAUCACGAAUUCACGAUGAAUCGUCUUGUGGCAGUCACUCAUUGUCUUCGUGAAAGUACUCGUCCGGAAAGUAUUUCAUGCAGCAUCUUAUCAGGGAUUUUCUUUGAGAGUUGUUAAAAGCUACUGAAAUCCUUGCAUCUGAUUUGCUAAGGGAAAAUUUUGGGAUGAAAACCACCGACAGGGUGCUUUGUGAAACUCUCCCCAGGGUCCUGCAACACAACGCUUAGUGAUUAAUUGUACAGUAGUUGAUUUGUAGUAUUAAAUGCACAUAGUUACCAAUGUAAUUGAUCAUAAAAAUCAACUUUACAAUCAAUCUUUAAGUAAGUGUUACGCGACCCUGAAGUUUCCUUGGACUAGUCUCGAUAUCUGUACAUUUUUAUGCCAUGGAAACGUUACCAAUCAACAAAAGAGGCCUUGGUUUUUUACACAUCUUUGUAUUAAAGACUGUUUUUUGCAAUUAUUGUGGACGUUCGCGUAGCAACUUUGAAGUCAAAUCAAAUUUGAAAAUGCAUUGUUUGUAGCUAAUUAGUAGAUUAACAGACUCAUAAUGACUGCUGCAUACCUUUGCCAGUUUUGAUUUGCCCUCUCUCAGAAAUUGCCCGUGCAAGUAGAAAAGCUACAGGUCUUAAUCUGUAAAUGUAGUAAUAAAGAAACUCUAACGUUUCAGAGCUAGCUUUGAUCAUUGGAACAAGGGUAUAUUUUUCCAAACAUACCAACAUUUAUGUCACUAUCUGAAAAAACUGGGGAACGUUUCAUUAACAUUUUUUGUCCAACAAGAAGUCGGAUCUGACAACUUUCCUUGAUCGGCUGUGGACAGUUCCAAGUAACUUUUGGAUAAAACAUACUUAGUCAGAUAAAACAUCUGACAAGUCCUUUCCUGAAAUGCUCCCCUGGGCACCAACCGCAAUCAUUCAAACAGUAAUUACUUCCAUGUGAAGUGGAUAAAAGGUCAUGAGUGGGUGUUGAAGCGUGCGCUUGUAAAAAGUUAAGCUAGAGAUCGGAGGGCGCUAUCAUUUUGAGCAGGUUAUAUGCCACAUCCAUCAUUACAAUAAUCCAUUAUGUGUGGAUUUUUAUUAAAAGAUAUUUUCAUUCCUGUCAUUUUAAAACAAAGUCGAGAAAAUCAGUGUCACAUGCAUUAUUGUCUCAUUGGAUUUUUUUUCUUGAAAUAAAUCUUCAGUGGUGCUAAAAAGUUAUUGAACCCCAUCAGAAAUGAAAAUAUUAAACAUUUUUCAAGUUCUACCAUGUUAUAGAUAUUUAAUUGUGAAGUCGGGUGAUGAAAUAUUACAUUCAAUAAAGUUUGUUUCUCUGGGCUCGCCAAACAUUGUAGUGUUACUGUCUACAUUCAACACUCGGCAUGAAGGAGUGCAUUUUGUGGUGGGGUUCACUAACUUUUUAGCACCUCUGUACUUUUGGAUCGUAAACACAGAAAAACAAUAUACCUCAAUUUCAAAUACCUGGAGACAAAGAAGAAUAUUCUCCUUUCUGCUUGUAGUUUUAGAUGUGUUUUAUUCCGUAUCAGUCACCGUUAAUUGUUUGAUACACUUUUCUUAUCUGCUUUUGCUGUUCUCUGUAGUUUGUUUUCAACUGUUGUAUUAGUCUGUGUGUGUUUAUCUGCUGCAAAGUGCAAAAAGAAAAAAAAAACAUAUAUGUUCUUAUAAUUUAUGUAAUCUUGUUUUUAUUUGUUAAAAUCUGUAGAUAUGGAAUGUUGGUGUUAUUAACAAUAAUGCCUUUUGUAUUAUCAAAGAAUCAAAAGAUUUAUCAUGCAUCUGUGUAUAUAUAUAAUGGUUAGUAGAUGAUAAUGUAAUAUAUAAAGAAACACACUUUGAAAUAAAUGGUGUCGGAAUGGGAA